This is a messenger RNA of Aspergillus puulaauensis, 948 nucleotides long. Its product is annotated as ketohexokinase. Gene Ontology annotation, molecular function: ketohexokinase activity. The record is from RefSeq and is a predicted model, not a curated record. The transcript has 6 exons. Lineage: Eukaryota; Fungi; Ascomycota; Eurotiomycetes; Eurotiales; Aspergillaceae. Gene Ontology annotation, biological process: fructose metabolic process. Bases 1 to 948 code for a protein of 315 amino acids.
AUGUCUCUGGUCGCAGUAGGCGCGUGCUAUGUCGAUACAAUAUUAACAACACCGCAUUACCCCGGAGAGGAUGAAAAGCUACGUGCUUCCAGAAUCUCGCGUCGACGGGGAGGAAACUGUCCAAAUACCCUAGAGGUGUUGCAACAGCUCGUCGCGCAGAGUUCAGCGGCCGAGAAAACACCGCUAAAUCUUAUCGCCAUCCUACCUGCGCACUCUUCUGUUGCUUCCCGGCAAAUCCGAGAGGCCUUUGAGCCUCGAGUAUCUCUCACCGAUUGCAUCUAUCGUGAGCAGUUCCAGGAGCCGGCUUCUAGCUAUAUCAUCAAGAGCGAAGCGUCCGGUAGCCGGACAAUCGUCAAUUAUAAUGAGCUCCCGGAGAUGACGUUAGAGGAGUUCCGCCCGAUCACUGACAGACUAGGAAUCCAAGACGCUUGGUAUCAUUUUGAAGGCCGCAUACCAGAUGUGACUUUGGCCUGUAUACGUCAUAUCCGAGACCGCUAUCCGAACACCAAGAUCAGUGUAGAGGUGGAAAAGCCUGGACGAGAAGGACUACAGGAACUCGCUGAGGAAGCAGACGUGGUGUUUUAUUCAAAAAGCUGGGCCCAGGCCAAUGGAUACAAGUCCGCUGAGGAAUGUGUUCGAAAGCAAUCAUCCCGGGCACAUAAGGCGUCACUUCUUUGUUGUACGUGGGGGCAAGACGGAGCUGCAGCCUUUGAAACCACCCCUACAAACUUCGUACAUAGUCCAGCGUACACGCCGGAGGGUUUCCAGGUAGUCGACACAAUUGGAGCAGGAGACACCUUCAUUGCCGGGAUGCUAUAUGGUUUAAUCUGCAAGGGAGAUUCCUGGGACCUUUCGCAAAAGUUGAGCAUGGCGAAUCGUCUUGCAGGAACAAAAGUCGCCCAGGAAGGAUUCAAUAAUCUUGGACGAGUCUUAGGAGCGAGUCCCUAA